UUCAAAUGAAAUCCCGCCUCAACGUCAUUGAUAACUCGGGUGCCAUCGUGGCCGAGUGCAUCAAGGUGCUGAAGAACGCAAAGUGGGCCGAGGUAGGCGACGAGAUCGUGGUGUCAGUGAAGAAGGCGAGGCCUAUUUCCGACAAGACCUCGGGCAGUAUGUCGGCAGCCAAGAUCCGCAAGGGAGACGUGCGCCGGGCGCUUAUUGUGCGGACAAAGAAGGAGGUCCGCCGCCCCGACGGCCGGUAUGUGCGGUUUGACGAUAACGCAUGUGUGCUGCUCAACAACCAGCAGCAGCCGCUGGGCAGCCGCAUCCUGGGCUUGGUUUCGGCGGAGCUGCGGUUCAAGAACUGGGUCAAGGUCGUGUCGCUGGCCCCGCGCGUGGUCUGAGCAGCAUCGCUGAUCUGGAUGGAGGGGUUUAGUACACUUUUUUUAAAAGGGAAUAGAGUUUCAAAAAUUGAAAAACUUUGGCAACCAAGA
Molecule: messenger RNA, 479 nt
Organism: Linderina pennispora
Lineage: Eukaryota; Fungi; Kickxellomycota; Kickxellomycetes; Kickxellales; Kickxellaceae
Product: 50S ribosomal protein L14
Exons: 1
Coding region: 6-389 (127 amino acids)
Biological process (GO): translation
Cellular component (GO): ribosome; mitochondrial large ribosomal subunit
Molecular function (GO): large ribosomal subunit rRNA binding; structural constituent of ribosome
Source: RefSeq, a predicted model, not a curated record